Messenger RNA from Linum trigynum, 2439 nucleotides. NCBI's taxonomy places the organism in Eukaryota, Viridiplantae, Streptophyta, Magnoliopsida, Malpighiales, Linaceae. The record is from the annotation of a GenBank genome assembly.
CGAAAAGCGUUGUUGUAGAACUGGAUUGAGAAUCUUUCUCUCCUUCUUCCUGUUUCUUUUGCCAGACGACUUCUCCCUUCUUCUUCAGUCGUCUUCCAUCAAUAGCAGCAAACGAGAUGCUUUCUGGGUUCUUCUCCUAUCGAGUUCGGAUAGGAUUUUUUCUUUCUAAUAAAAGCUCGAUCGGAUUUGGAGCGAGAGUAUGGUCGGAACGGUGGGGAACAGAGGCAAACUUUGGUGGAAUUGGAGGGAAUGGUUUCGAUUUACGGCAGAUUGAUGGGAGGCGAGGGAUGGCGGAGGGUUGGCGGUGGAGGAAGACCAUGAGGGAGCUUUGGGGAGACGAAAAGGUGAAGCUACUUUUCUGUAUUGCAUCUACAGGAAACGCCAAUCCACAUCAUUCAGGUAAGAGUGUGCUCAAGCAAAAGCACUCCCACCAGCGCACGUACCUGCUUUGGGUAGCGCUUCCGGAUUUGAUUCUGGAAAAGUCUUCACCUCCAACAUAUCAUGCACGGCCUUACAGCCUUCCACAGCCCCAUCCUUCUUCUCUUACGUUCCAAGUAGGAGAGAAUGUGGUUUCCUGGAAAUCUGAUUUUAUUAUUCCUUGCAUUGGCCAGGUGAACGCAAUGUCGCAUGUGACGGAUGAUCAAAUCGUUCAAUUCUCAAUGGAAGAAGUUCAAUCGACCACUUUUAGGGCGUCUCGGUCCUUGCUCGGGCGGGUCUUCACAGACAGCAAACUCUCUACGGCCGAGCUUCGAGAGGCUGUUGAUGUUGCGUGGCAAUGCAAGGAUCAAGUCAGGGUGUCGGAAGCUCGAUUCGGCCUGUUCGAGUUUGCUCUCCCAUGUGAGGCCUCAAAGAUUUGGGUCCUGAAAAGGACACCAUGGGUGGUGAAAGACAAAAUCAUUCACCUAACAACAUGGACGCAGCACGUCACCAAACGGCUUGCGGAUGACCUGUCAAUAGUUCCAUUCCGUGUCCAAUUGUGGGACGUCCCGACUGACUGCUGCACCCAUCAAUUUGGGCGCAAAAUGGACGAUGCUAAGAUCGGCAAAGUCCUGGAAGCUGGUGUGUUCGCCUGCCAAGACACUGAUAUUGGGUUUGUCAAGGUAAAGGCGUUAAUUGACUUCACCAAACCUCUGCGAUCGCGAAUUAUGGCGACGAGUGAUGAAACGGAUGCUUUUUGGGUGAAUUUGAAGUACGAAUACCUCCCAAGUUUUUGCUUCCAAUGUGGGCGGGUUGGACACACAAACCGGUCCUGCAAAUUCGAUCCUCCCGCUAGGAAGGAGAACUACGGUCCUCACAUGUGCACGAAGAAGGUGGGGAUCAAAAUUUUUGAUGAGGUGGAUGACAGGCCGUCGUUUCGAGGCCCUCCAAAGACGGUGUGGGUCAACAAGGCCCGGGCCAACGCGAAGCCCAUGAUCACUCUCCCAGCCCACCGAGAAAAGGCUACUGAGUCACACUUGGAGAUUCCAAAGAGAGUCCGGUUGGAGGAGCCCAUAAAACUGGCCCAUCACUCGAAUGCUGGGAGGAAGCCCGAUCGCCAUACGAAGAGCCCAAGGGGUUUUCCGGUCAGUCGUGCUCCAAAAAUUGCUCAAUUCCAGGGACAGCAGAGAACGGGUACUAAUGCGCCAAGGGCCGCCUCGAGAGAUGCUGCUUCUGAUCGAAGGCGGGAGGAGAUGGCGGCUGAUCGUGAUCAGUUAGUGACUGGCGCCCGCAAAUCCUCUCGGCGCUCUGGUCAUCAGUCCAAGAAACAGGUGCGGUAUCCUCAAGAGCCCCGAAAAUCAGUCCCGAUGACGGUGGAAGAUCGCCUGGCUCGGAAUCCUGUUCGUCCGACGCGGCGCCGUCGGCUACUACUGCAAGAGGAGGAGGAAGACACCCAGAUGCUGCCAAUCCAGAAGCGUGCCCCAACUCGCCGGCUCUUACGUGGCACUCAUAAUGUUUCGGCCGCUGAGAAAGGGAAGGGCAAAUUAAUCGAGGUCCCUCUCCCAGCUCAGGAUAAUGACCAUCGUGAAGCCAGACUGGCAGCUCCACGUCCCCAGCCCUCGGCGCAACAGCAAUCUUCGCCUCGGCGAUCGCCAGCUGGGAUUGGUGCCCCUCCUGGAUCCCAGCAUGGGGGGCUGACACGAUCACACAUGAUGCAGAUUCUGGCGGAGGAUUCAGAGGAGGAAUGGAUACCUGAAUUCAAGAAUGAGGAGGCGGCUGAUGGGACCCAAUCUAGCUGGUGAAAGACUCGCGGGUCAGGCCUGUUCAGACUCUGAUGAGACAUUGUCUGAUCUUGGGGGUACUAGCCCAAUCUCACCAUCGAGAAAUCAUCCCUAUGAGCUGCGCCGCCGGACGGGCCAUGUUCGUGAGGUGGUGGCCAUUUUUGAAAAUGAUGGCCUAGCCAAAGGGGAAGUCAAUGAUUUCCGCAAAGAGAAACCCAAUCAAUAAGGGACAAAUUUGCCU